Penicilliopsis zonata CBS 506.65 is the source of this 1254-nucleotide messenger RNA. RefSeq lists its product as hypothetical. The record is from RefSeq and is a predicted model, not a curated record. Gene Ontology annotation, biological process: glucose metabolic process. The transcript has 8 exons. Bases 1 to 1254 code for a protein of 417 amino acids. Lineage: Eukaryota; Fungi; Ascomycota; Eurotiomycetes; Eurotiales; Aspergillaceae. Gene Ontology annotation, molecular function: NADP binding; NAD binding; oxidoreductase activity, acting on the aldehyde or oxo group of donors, NAD or NADP as acceptor.
AUGUCUCUUCCUCAGGUCGGAAUCAACGGCUUCGGUCGUAUUGGAAGAAUCGUCUUCCGUAACGCCAUCACCCACGGUGGUGUUGAGGUUGUUGCUGUCAACGACCCCUUCAUCGAGGUCCACUAUGCUGCCUACAUGCUCAAGUACGACAGCACCCACGGCCUGUUCAAGGGCACCGUCGAGGUUGCCAGUGACGGUCUGAUUGUCAACGGCAAGAAGGUCAUCUUCUACGCUGAGCGUGACCCCACCCAGAUCCCCUGGGGCAAGGCCGGUGCCGACUACAUUGUCGAGUCCACCGGUGUCUUCACCACCACCGAGAAGGCUUCUGCUCACCUGAAGGGUGGUGCCAAGAAGGUCAUCAUCUCGGCUCCCUCCGCCGACGCCCCCAUGUUCGUCAUGGGUGUCAACAACACCGAGUACAACAAGGACAUCAACGUCCUCUCCAACGCCUCUUGCACCACCAACUGCCUGGCUCCCCUCGCCAAGGUCAUCCACGACAACUUCACCAUUGUCGAGGGUCUCAUGACCACCGUCCACUCCUACACCGCCACCCAGAAGGUCGUUGACGCCCCCUCCAACAAGGACUGGCGUGGUGGCCGUACCGCGGCCCAGAACAUCAUCCCCUCCUCCACCGGUGCCGCCAAGGCUGUCGGCAAGGUCAUUCCUUCCCUCAACGGCAAGCUCACCGGCAUGUCCAUGCGUGUCCCCACCUGCAACGUCUCCGUCGUCGACCUGACCUGCCGCACCGAGAAGCCCUUCACCUAUGAUGAGAUCAAGCAGACCAUCAAGAAGGCCUCCGAGAGCCCCGAACUCAAGGGCAUCCUCGGCUACACCGAGGACGACGUCGUCUCCUCCGACAUGAACGGCAACGAGCACUCCUCCAUCUUCGAUGCCAAGGCUGGUAUCGCCCUCAACUCCAACUUCGUCAAGCUGGUCUCCUGGUACGACAACGAGUGGGGUUACUCCCGCCGUGUCGUUGACCUCAUUGCCUACAUCGCCAAGGUCGACUCUCAUCCGAUCAAGUUCCUCGGGCUCUCUGAACCUCCAAUGUGUCGUCGCAUCCGACUGGUCGGACGGGUGAUUCGCAGCGAGCUGGGGCGGCGAUUACUCGGCAUGCAUCUUGCAACCAAACCAUGGAGAGUUCCCAAACAGAACUCAUCUUUCUUUCCUGCGAGCCCUCUGCAGUACGCGUCGCUGCUCCCCCCGUCCUCCGCAGACGAAGUGGUGCUGGGAUUCGGCGAUCUUUCUGGUUAG